Molecule: messenger RNA, 969 nt
Organism: Diprion similis
Lineage: Eukaryota; Metazoa; Arthropoda; Insecta; Hymenoptera; Diprionidae
Product: SRP-independent targeting protein 1-like
Exons: 1
Coding region: 89-694 (201 amino acids)
Source: RefSeq, a predicted model, not a curated record
AUCCACGCCCAAGUAGCUGCGCAAUUAGUUCCUCCGUGUGUUUCGAUCAAGCACGAUCACACAUCGGUAUCAAAGUUGAAAUACAACCAUGAGGGUCACUUUCGUCGCGGUGUUCGCUUUCACUGCCGUACUUUUCGUCGGUGCGAUAGCUCGUCCUGGGGGUUUUAAGGAGCCCAAAGGACGUUCUCGGCGCGGAGUUCAGGAAUGGGACGCGUCCAGGAGAGGUUGGCGCUCUAAUCCAGUGCCGAUUCCACAAUCGCUCUACCCUUACGGCUACGGUGAUUCCAAGUACAUGUCUGCACAGCGGCCGGUUGAUGAUUUGUUGCCUCAGGAGGGCGCCUACGGGGAUGCGGACAGGGACGAAGACUUCCUGCAGGAUACCCGUCGACAAGGUUACGCUGGACUACAGAAGUCAGACGACGUGCAAGACGAUGUCAGAUUCGCUGGUCGUGAUGAGGUUGAAAAGUACGAACAGAAGCGCAAGUACCCAACAAAGUAUGACGACUAUAUCGAUGAUGAGGAAUACGAUUAUUCUGAUGAGGAAGACGAUUCGGAUGGAGAUGAUGCCGACGACGAUUCCGAUACUGAAGGGUUUACUAAAUUUCACGUCGGCAACUCCGUGCGAUGGGAUAGAUCUCCAGCCGAUUUUCCGCGCUUCAAUCCUGACGGUAAGUUUAUCUUCAGGAAUUUUUAAGUCAUGAGGAAUUUAUCCGACGAGAAUUUAAUUAUAUUUUGCUUACAGUUCUUGACUGAAAAAUGUAUUUUCCGUUUGCAGUUGGUCGUGACUACCGCGGUGAUAAGCGUAGGCGCCGAUCUAUUUCCUAGACGUCAAGCCAAGUCAAGAUGGUGGUGAAUAUUUGUGUUAAUUAAUGAAACAUCCACUUGUUUGUAUAUUUCUGAUAAGUACUCUUCGAAAAUUUCUGCUCGUUGGGUAUAACAAAGUGUGUUAUUACAAUAAUUUUUAUAUGU